ACCUGUAAGUUGUAACAUUACUUUUAGCAGCGACGUCUUGGCAAAAAAAGCAUUGCACAAAAACAAACUAAUCCCAAGCCCAGGAAGAUGUGCUCGUUGUCCGAUCACUAUCUCUCUCCACCGACACCUACCUCCGUUCUCUCUGUCAAUUCUCCAUAGAACUCUCUCACUCCUCUCUCGUCCACCCUUUAUUUCCCUCAGAUCUCUACAAUUUCCGUCAGAUCUCAGUAGUUUUCUCAAGAAAAUCGCAAUUCACUUUCCGGGAAAAAAAAAUGUCACACGGCGACACCGUACCGCUCCACCCCUCUUCCCAAUCCGAUAUCGACGAGAUCGAGAACCUCAUCAAUGCCAGCGUCCAAGCGGGCCCCGCCACUGUCCUACCCGCGCGUCCUCCCAGCCCUCCUAGAGCCUCAAUCCCGGUCUCGCCAUCACCGUUCAUGUCCUCCAAUCUGCCUCCACUGCCAACCAAGCCGGCAGCUGUCCCUGCCCCACCGCCGCUGCCGAGCUCCACCGGCGGUCAAUCCAAUUCUCGGCAGAACAAUGGUCCCACCGGGUUCGGGUCGCCCCCGAACACGCUGACGGAGCCGGUGUGGGACACGGUGAAGAGGGAUCUGUCCAGGAUUGUCAGCAACUUGAAGCUUGUGGUGUUUCCGAACCCGUAUCGUGAUGACCCGGGGAAAGCGUUGAGGGAUUGGGAUCUUUGGGGGCCAUUCUUCUUCAUUGUGUUCCUCGGUCUCACCUUGUCAUGGUCAGCUUCCGUCAAGAAGUCUGAAGUCUUUGCUGUUGCAUUUGCACUGCUGGCAGCUGGUGCUGUGAUUCUGACAUUGAAUGUACUACUACUGGGCGGUCACAUAAUCUUCUUCCAAAGUCUCAGUCUCCUGGGUUACUGUCUAUUCCCUCUGGAUGUUGGUGCCCUAAUUUGCAUGUUAAAGGACAAUGUGAUAGUGAAGCUGGUUGUGGUGUGUGUGACAUUGGCUUGGAGCUCCUGGGCUGCAUAUCCAUUCAUGAGUACAGCUGUCAACCCAAGAAGAAAAGCCCUCGCACUCUACCCUGUGUUACUCAUGUAUGUCUCUGUUGGUUUUCUCAUCAUUGCCAUUGAUUAAGGCAUCAGCAGUGAUUAUUACAGAAAUUCUUAUAGGCUGAUCAAACUCGCAAGCCAUUAGUAUAGGCAAGUUUUGUGUGGUGGUCGUUUUGGUUCUUGUGGGAUUUCCUUAAAUUUUUUCCCUGCUCUGGUUCUGAUUUAGUACAUGUGGAACUCGGUCUGCCAAUAUUCUAUGCUAGUUGUAUGAAAUUUUUACAUGAAACCCUAUCCAACAUUAAUGUUACUCAAAUCUGUCCCAAUUUUCUGGAGGGUUUUCGUAUGAAUAUUUUUACAUGAAA
This is a messenger RNA of Cornus florida, 1380 nucleotides long. RefSeq names its product protein YIP4b-like. The transcript is spliced from 3 exons. Bases 273 to 1103 code for a protein of 276 amino acids. Gene Ontology annotation, cellular component: trans-Golgi network; membrane. Lineage: Eukaryota; Viridiplantae; Streptophyta; Magnoliopsida; Cornales; Cornaceae. The record is from RefSeq and is a predicted model, not a curated record. Gene Ontology annotation, biological process: endoplasmic reticulum to Golgi vesicle-mediated transport.